This is a messenger RNA of Aspergillus ibericus CBS 121593, 954 nucleotides long. Its product is annotated as phytanoyl-CoA dioxygenase family protein. The record is from RefSeq and is a predicted model, not a curated record. NCBI's taxonomy places the organism in Eukaryota, Fungi, Ascomycota, Eurotiomycetes, Eurotiales, Aspergillaceae. The transcript is spliced from 4 exons. The coding region runs from base 1 to 954 and encodes 317 amino acids.
AUGCCCAAUCCACCACACCAGGCGAACAACCCCGAGGUUGUCGAGUUGGACGCCUCAGCGCCGAUUGAGGAAAUUGUUAAGGUUAUUCAGCGGGAUGGUGGCAUCAUCAUCAAGAAUUUUCUGAGCCCCGAGGUGAUCGACCAGAUUCAUGCCGAGGCCAAGCCCUACUGGAGCAAACUGGGUACUUACGUGGGCAAGCUGUUUGAUGCUGCUGACCCCCCGCUCAGUGGUUUCGCGGGCAAGUCACGUACCUUUGCUCAUAAAGCAAUCAACCACCCUACGUUUCGGGAGACGGCCAAAGCGCUUCUGAGAGAGGAAUCUAAUGUCUAUCGGGAUGGAAAGAGGUACACUUGCGUGUCAAACCCCGUUCUAGCCGUGUCAGAAGCCUUCAACCGCGGGUCUCCCUCAACAGCCCAACAGCUCCACCGUGAUGACAUGGCACAACAUUUUGAUCAUCUCGAGGGUAGUGGAGAAAGCUCUCUACUGGGUCUUCUCGUUGCCGGCGUAGACACCAACUUUGAAAACGGAGCAACCCAGGUCAUUGUCGGUUCCCACAAGUGGCCAGAGGCGGCUAUUCGGGGACCUGCCGACCGUUCCCUCUGCUCCACUUGUGAGAUGAACAAGGGUGAUGCUGUUUUCAUCAUCGGGAGUAUCUGGCACGGCGCUGGCGAGAAUAAGACCAACCCUCCAGAGCGGAGAAUAAUUUAUUCCUGCCACAUGACUCGGGGCUCCCUUCGCUCUGAUGAGAACCAGAUGCUAGCAGUUGACCUGGAUGUUGUCAGAACAUACGACCCUGAAGUGCAGUCUUUGCUGGGGUAUUCGGUCAGCCACCCAAACUGUGGUCAUGUUGACAUGAAAGACCCCAUCACCCUGCUCGGCAGCACCGAGGAUCCGUUUGGAUAUGGCAGCUUCAAGGGCCAGGUUCCUCCGUCGCCACAGAUCGGCGUGCCCUAG